This is a messenger RNA of Polyodon spathula (Mississippi paddlefish), 2029 nucleotides long. RefSeq names its product RNA-binding protein FUS-like. Gene Ontology annotation, molecular function: transcription coregulator activity; RNA binding. Lineage: Eukaryota; Metazoa; Chordata; Actinopteri; Acipenseriformes; Polyodontidae. Gene Ontology annotation, cellular component: nucleus. The coding region runs from base 71 to 1906 and encodes 611 amino acids. The record is from RefSeq and is a predicted model, not a curated record. The transcript is spliced from 15 exons. Gene Ontology annotation, biological process: regulation of DNA-templated transcription.
GGUCUCGGUCGUAGUGGGCGGUCGCAAGAGAGCAGAAAUUUCGAUUUUAAAUAAAAGCAAACACCCGACAAUGGCGUCUAACGAUUAUUCUCAGACGGCAGCACAAGGGUAUGGACCUUAUGGUGCUCAGACUGGUCAAGGCUAUACCCAGCCAGCUGCCCAAGCCUAUGGCCAGCAGAGCUACAGCAGCUAUGGGCAGUCCUCGGACACCAGUGCAGCAGCUUACAGCCAAGGAGGGUAUAGCUCCACCUAUGGACAGACCCAGACAGGUGGCUACGGCGCCCAGCCUGCCUCUCAAGGCUACAGCCAGUCCAGUCAGGCGUAUGGAGCCGCUGGUUACGGGAGCAGCCAGCCCUCCCAGAGCAGCUACGGACAGCAGUCCUCAUACCCGGGCUACGGGCAGCAGCAGCCAGCCUCCGCGUCCUCUGCCACCAGCUACAGCAGUGGCUCCCAGGCUCCCUCUGGUUAUGGGCAGCCCCAGAGUGGAGGUGGAGCCGGGGCCAAUGCUGGGGCCGCCACAGGGGGGGGUUAUGGCACCCAGGGGGGCUAUGCUGGGCAGGGUCAGGGGCAGCCCCCCCAGCAGGGAGGAGCUAGCGGAGGGGGAGGAGCAGCAGGACACUACAGCCAACAGCCCAGCUACAACACCCCUCCACCCCAGAGCUACAGCCAGCAGCAGGGGCAGUACAGUCAAGGAGGAGGAGGAGGAGGAAGUGGGGCAGGAGGUAUGGGAAAGGCUCCUUUACUAAACCACACACACUCCAGUUACAGUGCUGGUGGGGGGGCGCCCCCUCCUGGCUCUCAGGCGCACACGACCGGCAGCAGUGGCUACAGCAACCAGCAGCAACCACAUCCCGGCUACCCCAGCCCACACCCUGCGCACGCUUACGGGAGCCACCAGUACGGAGCUGCGGAAGGGUACGGUCAGGAGCCUCCCCAGAUGGGAGGGGGCUAUGGGGGUCCCGAAUCUGGAGGGUAUGGAGGGCAAGACAGCAGAGGCCGGAGCAGGGGCGGUGGUUUUGGAGGAAGGGGAGGAUUCGACAGGGGAGGAAGGGGAGGACCCCGAGGAAGAGGGGGCAUGGGCAGUGGAGACAGAGGUGGCUUCAAUAAAUUCGGUGGACCUAGAGAUCAAGGACCUGGAGGGCCGGUCCCUAUGCCAGAACAGGAUAACUCUGAUAACAACACGAUAUUUGUGCAGGGCUUGGGGGACAGCUGCACUGUGGACUCUGUGGCUGACUUCUUCAAGCAGAUUGGCAUCAUCAAGAUUAACAAGAAGACUGGCCUGCCCAUGAUCAACCUGUACACUGACCGGGAGACCGGGAAGCUGAAGGGGGAAGCGACGGUCUCUUUCGACGACCCUCCCUCUGCCAAAGCAGCUAUAGACUGGUUUGAUGGCAAGGAAUUCUGUGGGAAUCCAAUCAAAGUUUCCUUUGCUACCCGCCGGCCAGACUUCGUGAGAGGGGGCGGGAACAUGCGAGGGGGACGUGGCAGAGGAGAUAUGCCUUUUCGCUCUGAAGGGCCCAUGGGAAGAGGUGGGUUUGGGGGAGGCAGAGGAGGCGGCGGUGGGGGGGGCUUCCCCAGCAGCAAUGGAGGGGGAGGCCAGCAGAGAGCCGGGGACUGGAAGUGUUCAAACCCCGUUUGCGGAAACCUCAACUUCUCCUGGAGAAACGAAUGUAACCAGUGCAAAGCUCCCAAACCAGAGGGGGCUGGCGGGCCCCCUCCCAUGGGGGGCGGUUUUGGGGGUGAUCGCGGUGGCCGAGGAGGUUUUGACCGCGGUGGCUUCCGGGGGCGCGGUGGAGACCGGGGGGGCUUCCGAGGAGGGAGAGGGGGUGACAGGGGGGGCUUCGGACCUGGCAAAAUGGAUGGCAGAGGUGAACACAGACAGGACCGGAGAGACAGACCUUACUAAACUCUGAACACUCACCGGGACCAUGGUUUAUUUUUUAUUUUUGUAUUCUGUGUUAAGUUUGCUGUUCUAGUCCUGUUUUUUGAAAUGUCUUUCUGUAGAAAUAAAAUAGUUGUACCUGCUUCA